Megalops cyprinoides (Indo-Pacific tarpon) is the source of this 3197-nucleotide messenger RNA. It is a transcript of the gene vgll4b, whose product is annotated as vestigial-like family member 4b. The record is from RefSeq and is a predicted model, not a curated record. Gene Ontology annotation, biological process: negative regulation of DNA-templated transcription. Bases 369 to 1226 code for a protein of 285 amino acids. Gene Ontology annotation, molecular function: transcription coactivator binding. The transcript has 5 exons. NCBI's taxonomy places the organism in Eukaryota, Metazoa, Chordata, Actinopteri, Elopiformes, Megalopidae.
CUACAUAGAGGAAACGGGUGUACAUACGAGUCAUACCAAGCAUAGCCUGCGUGUCAGUGCAGUCUACUUACAGCGGGCUGUGAGGAGAACUGGCGCGACCCUUUUGUCCCAAAAUACGUAGUUUCUAAACCCUUUUUAAGUUGUUGAAGAGUUUUAAACUUUACGGGGAACCAUUUAGAUCCAUACUUUUAGUCGAAAAGGCUCAACCCUUGAGGGGUUGAAAUUUUGUUUUGCUCUGAGAAAAGUUAAAGGCUGGGCCUUUAGCUGUGGAAGUUGAAUUCUCGGAAAAAAAAAACUGACCGGUCGCACCAUUUCUCACACUGCCUUGGUUGGAAGCAAACAAGCUGGUCUUUUUGCUAAACCAAUAAAUGCUUCUUACGAAAAUGGACCUGUUGAACUACCAGUACCUGGACAAGAUGAACAACAACAUUGGCAUACUUUGCUACGAAGGUGAAGCCGCUCUGAGAGGCGAGCCCAGGAUGCAGUCCAUGACGUCCGCCGUCACCAACCACAGGACCGGGCCCCCUCCCAUCAGCCCCAGCAAGCGCAAGCACAGCGGGGACCAAGUCGAGGAGGACAUCGACUACGACAACGAGCACGUGGCCAAAAUGAGCCGAUUGUUUGCCACACAGCUUGGUAAGCCUGCCAACGGGGACUACCGCAAAGACCCCCGGGAUCGCAGCCGCAGCCCCAUCGAGCGUGCCGCCGCCCCUACCAUGAGUCUCCACGGCAACCACCUCUACGCCCACAUGCCCAGCUUGGCCAUGGACCAGCCCCUCGCACUGACCAAAAACAGCAUGGAUGCCGCCCGCACAGUUGCCAUCUCCCCCGCUGUAGGCCCCAUCGAGCGCCAGCAGAAUCGUCCCUCUGUGAUCACUUGUGCCCCAGCGAACAACCGUAACUGUAACCUGUCUCACUGCCCCGUUUCACACAAUGGCUGCACCUCCAGCCUGCCUUCGAACUACAGGAGACCAUCCAACACCAACACAGCUUGCGACCCGGUGAUCGAGGAACACUUCCGCCGCAGCCUGGGGAAGAACUACAAGGAGCCGGAGCCCGUGACAAACUCUGUGUCCAUCACGGGCUCGGUGGACGACCACUUCGCCAAGGCACUGGGCGAGACCUGGCUGCAGAUCAAGGCCAAAGGCAGCGGGUCCGGCAGCCCGGAGUCAUCCCCCUCCAGCCACAUGGUCAACCACAAUCACUCCCCUUCCGUGGUCUCCUGAAGAGGGGGGGACCAGCUACCCUUCCUUCCACUCUCAACGCCAUGCAUGAUUCAGCUGGGCUUGGAACAGUGCUAGUAUAUAGCCAUGUACAUACAGAAGGAGGGAGGGAGGGAAUGUUUUCUUUGUUUUUUUUUUUUUUGGUUCUGUUUUUUUUUUCCUCGUUUGUUUAAGUAUCUUUGCGUACUUUGCUUGGCAUUUGCAUUAUUGGAUGCCCAAAAUAAUAAGAUAAACUAGCAGGAACUAUUUUAUUAGGAGUUUUAUCACAUAGCAUCCUAACCACCUGCCUCAGUUACCAAAGAAACCUCUGAUGCAAAUCUGUUGCCCCUUUAAAGAAUAAGCCAUUCAUUCAGAGCUUUUCCCCCCCACCCUUUUCUCUCAGCUUUUCUUACCUGUAGACUGUGGUUUACUUUCUUUCCUUGAUUCUAUCCUGUUUUGUAUGUUUUUACUUGAAAAGGAAGGCCCGGUCUGAAUUGCACUACUGGAUGAGGGGUUGAGGUUGCAUGUCAACUUCACGUUGGUUGUACAAUGCUUUUUGUUUUUUUUUUUUUUUCAUGUAUUUUGAGGGCAAACUGCUGACAACAAAUGGUUAAAGUGAUGUUGCAUCUCGAUUCAAGAAGGCAAGGAAAGAUUUGGGGCAAGGGAAAGUCUCUUACUGGUAUUAGGUCUUUCUGUCUCUCCUUCAGACAGUUUUUUUUUUUCAAUGGUAGGUGCUCACAACUGGACUGUCAUUUUCUAAACAUGGGCAUUUAAUUGUUUUGUAGUUUGUUUCCCAAGCACUGUGGUUUGCUAGAAUAGAAAAGGUUUGAAGGGUAAAAUAGUGCUUACAGAUGCAUGUUUUAAAUAGCUGGUAUCUAUUAAUGUGUAGACAUUUCAAUCUUAAUACUAUUAGCCUUUCUUCAGAUUUAGUUUAUUUUUGUCAGUAACAGUCCUAGAUAUACUUACUGCUGGUACAGUUGUACUCAAUAUUUUUUUUAUUCGAUAUUCAUUAUGGUAGCAGCCAGCAACAGAGGACAGCCUCCGGACAGGCCUUCUAUAUAUAUAAACAGUUUGAUUUAUAUAAUGUUAAUCCGUGGUACAGGAUGCUAUAGCUUUUUUUUGCAUGACUGAAUAAGAUAAACAUUUACAGCUGUAGACUGGUUGACUAUCUCCCUAAUAAUGUCAAGACGUAUUUUUAUUUUCAUAUAUUGUUUCAUCUACUACUUUUACCAACUUUGCAUUGUAGCAGAUUGGCUGCAGCUUGUGAAACUGAAUUUUUUUUUUUUUAAUUCAUCAACCUGUACCAAGGCAACAUACAUUCCUCCUAUAGGGAACUUUGUACAGGUAUUGCAUUUUUCUCUCAAUAUCAAUAGCUACUAACAAGAAACUAAGAUGGAAGCGGUGGCGGAACGGUGGGAGGGCUUGGACUAAAGUACCGCUCAUCUUAAGCUUGUCUUCACUAGAGCUCAUAUGCCCUUACAUUCCAUCAUCAUCAAUCAUUGGACUCCUUAAACUUAAAGCGAUGACAUAGAUUCUCAAAAGCAGAAGCUAGCUGCCAGACAGCUGCCAUUCAAAAUGAGUAUCCGAAUAGAGACAAAAAAAAAAAGGAAAUCUUUCAAAAGUACACCACAGAUAUGUUUUUACUUAUCUGUAAAUGCAAAUUCACGCAUGAAAACAAAAAAGUACUUUACAGUAGGCCAUGGUAACUUCCUCCAUAAAUAGGCAUGAAUACAGAGGGGAAAGGGCGUAGUGUCCCGAGGUCAUUAUAUACACAUUUCACUACCAUUUUACUAGGUAGGAAACACACUUUCUGCUUCGGCAUACAAUAUCCUACACACUGUAGGAAAAUCACUUAAUAAAAAUACUUUUUUAUAUAGGUAACUAUAAGACCAUCAUUACGCUGUGCGUAACGAAUGUACAGAGAAAAAAAUCGUAGGUAUUUUUUGAGGAACAAUUAAUUUGUUAAUGAUAUGUAGCUAUUUAAUUUUCCCUGUC